AUGGGUGAUCUGGAAACCACGUCUUCGUCGGAUGGCCAUUCCACUGGAAAACUGCGUCACGGGUCCAAUGAUACCGAAGAAAGAGUCACUUUUUCGACAACUUUGGAUGAUGAAGACGUCGUCUCGGAGUACAAUUCAAUGAAUCCAAACCUGGUGGACGAGUGUGAUCUGUGUGUUCUCGAGAAUGGCCGCAUUUUUUAUAUCCAAGCAAAUUUUUUUUUUGGAUAUUUUCGGAAUUUUUAA
Caenorhabditis briggsae is the source of this 243-nucleotide messenger RNA. The coding region runs from base 1 to 243 and encodes 80 amino acids. The transcript has 3 exons. The record is from RefSeq and is a predicted model, not a curated record. NCBI's taxonomy places the organism in Eukaryota, Metazoa, Nematoda, Chromadorea, Rhabditida, Rhabditidae.